AUGUCCUUCUCGGCAUUAGGAACGGGUGACCUUGUUUUGUCUGGGCAACUCAAUCGUCCAACUGGUAAAGGAACGAUAUACCAUCAUACGCGUCUAGCAGAUACCUGCUUCGCAAAUCUCGAAAUGCCCUUCGUCAAAGAGGGAUAUGCCACAGAAAAAAUGAUCGCGCUCAAGGCCGAUCCGAUUCAUGCACGCAUACUCCAUGAUCUUGGGGUUGACGUUGUGACCGUGGCCAACAACCACACCAUGGACUAUGGCAUCCAAGGGCUCCGCGAGACAAUCCAGGCUCUGGAUAGUGUCGGAGUCGCACACGUUGGCGGCGGUGAAGAUGUUUCCGAGAGCUUUGCGCCAGUAAUCAAAGACGUCAAAGGCACGAAAGUGGCUUACAUUGGAGUGACGACCACCCUACCAAAUGGCAGCGGUGCUGGUACCUCACGGCCGGGACUGGCUGGAGUGCGUAUCUUUACCAAGUACAUCAUUGACACGGUGACUAUCGAUGAAUCGCCCGGGAUGUCGCCCUUUGUCGAAACGUCCACGUACCAGCCGGAUGAGGACUUGGUUUUACAGUCGAUCAGGAACGCCAAAGCUAAGGCUGAUCUGGUCCUGGUCGCAAUUCACUGGGGUGUGCCGUACGGCUGGGUUGCUUUUACUCAAAGCGAAAUUUCAACCUAUCAACAACCCUUAGCGCAUGCCAUGAUUGAUGCCGGCGCCUCUGCCAUCUUUGGGCAUCAUCCGCAUGUCGUGCACGGUGUCGAGGUAUACAAAAACGCGCCUAUAUUUUACAGCUUAGGGAACUUUAUUUUCAGCAACGAUAUCGUGACACCAGACCAGGAGACUCGAAUUUAUCCUCCAUAUGUGUGGACCAGCUUGCAGCGCUCCGUAUCAAAUAUCGGCGCCUUCGGAAGGAUUCGCUGGACUGAAGGAAAAAUUUCGAGCUGCACCAUUAUUCCAAUCUCCAUCGCUGAGGACGGUGAGCCUGUUGAGGCUACAGAAGAGGAUUCAAGCGUGCUAUUGUCUCGUUUGAAUUCGUUGUCGCAGGAAUAUGGGACGGGAUUUGAGCUCGUGAAGUUCAUCAAUGGCUUUGAGAUCAAUAUUACACCAAUAUAG
Molecule: messenger RNA, 1107 nt
Organism: Talaromyces rugulosus
Lineage: Eukaryota; Fungi; Ascomycota; Eurotiomycetes; Eurotiales; Trichocomaceae
Exons: 1
Coding region: 1-1107 (368 amino acids)
Source: RefSeq, a predicted model, not a curated record